UUAAACGCGCUCAAGAGGAUUUGUAAUGUUAAUAGAUUGUCCGACAGAGCAUGAACGUCUAGUAUAUAAGUACACUAAGUACUGCAGAUCCGUUUACAUUGUUGCAUGUUUACAUUAAAUCUGUGCAAUUGAUGGCAGCCAAAACUCGGGAUAAUGUCGUUUAGUUUGGUUAAAUUAAUAAGAGGAUUAAUUAAUACAACGCUCCCCUAUACACUACAAAUGAAAUACCUCGUCUAUGAUGUUUGCAACGAUGAAUAUGUAAACAAAAUAGUUUAAGAUCCUGUUAUUUUUUGACUAUGUUGUAUUCCGUGCAAUACUGAGGCUGUUAUGGAUUCUGUGAUGGAUGAUGGUGAUAACCCGGGAGCGGACCGUGGAAUUGUUGAGGCGGAUUCGCCGAGGGCUCGGGCCAGGUCUGUGAUGAAUACGAAGCUCUACGGAGUCAGGCCCAAGAGUGUCUCAUCAACUAGAGCUAGCAGUGCCAAAAAAGAGGAUGUUUCGGUUCUCAGUCAUUCCAGCCUUAUGAUCUUUAGCUCCUUUGUGAACCAACAAACAAUUGAACAGAUUGGGCUCAAACUUGGCGUUCCCAAACAUGUUAUAAAUAGAAUAAAGAAUCACGUGGUAGAUGAGGUCGUGGGGCUACAUGAACCAAUCGUAGUUCAGAAUUUUCAGAUACUCUGGGCCUGGCGGGGCCGGAAGUCAACAAAGAAAAUGGUGGAUCAACUUUUAAAUGUCUUACGCGGAAUAAACAAAUGGGAACUUGCAGUGAUUGUCAGUGCUGCGCACAAAGAAAACAGAAGAAUCCGAAUGAAAGAUUUCAAGUAGAACGUGUUCACUACAUAAUGGAUUACAAUUAAGCAUGAUAACGUCUUUUUUUUCCUGAGAGACAGGAGACAUUUAAUGCAUGUAUUCUCAUAUGAGUGUGACAAACUGAGCACGUCAUGAAACAAGAUUGA
Messenger RNA from Saccostrea cuccullata (small rock oyster), 953 nucleotides. RefSeq lists its product as uncharacterized. Bases 328 to 822 code for a protein of 164 amino acids. Gene Ontology annotation, biological process: signal transduction. The transcript has 2 exons. The record is from RefSeq and is a predicted model, not a curated record. Gene Ontology annotation, molecular function: protein binding. Lineage: Eukaryota; Metazoa; Mollusca; Bivalvia; Ostreida; Ostreidae.